Messenger RNA from Haliotis rubra (blacklip abalone), 4953 nucleotides. RefSeq lists its product as uncharacterized. The record is from RefSeq and is a predicted model, not a curated record. Bases 154 to 948 code for a protein of 264 amino acids. The transcript has 8 exons. NCBI's taxonomy places the organism in Eukaryota, Metazoa, Mollusca, Gastropoda, Lepetellida, Haliotidae.
CGGAUAAAAAAGAACACAGCGGCUGCCCGUGGUGCUGGAUAUAGCUCCCGCAACGGAGGAAUAAAUCUGGCACAGUUAGCCGAGAAGGGGUGAGGUGUGUUCUAGCGAGCUCCGAGCUGCUGUCAGCCAUUGUAACGAGGGCAUCGGUCAACGAUGGAAUUAAAAUGCAUUCUCUGCGCCUUAGCGUUCCUGAUUUUAGGAAUUGCUGGAGCUGCGAGCGGAGCUGAGGAAGCGUGCCGUACCUACGAAUCUAUCGACAUCAACAACUGUCUCCUCGACUUCGUCGUUGCACACCAACAUCACCGGUCUGCCCUGGUUGCGUCAAAAACAUGCAAAGUGGAGUUGGUCAACUGUUCAGUUCUUAGCGAGACCAACACAUGCAUCAACAAACAUCGUCCCUCGGACAAGUGUAUCGACUCUCUUGAAGAUAUGAUAAAUAAAUACAUAGCUAAUCUUCAAAUCAACUGCACCGUGCGACAUUUCAAUACCCACUGUCCAACGGCCACCAAAGUCUCCAAAGAAGCCAGUUCAGCCCUUACCCGUGAGCAGGAGCAGACUUGUGUGGCGUCGGAGAUUCAGAAUCUCAACAAAUGUCUUCUGGAGUUCGCCAUGGCGCAUGGCAGUAAGAAACCGGAACUGGAUGCAUCCAGGACGUGCAGGCUGGAUCUACUGAACUGCACGGUAUUCAGUCAGACCAACAAUUGUAUCAACAAUCACCAUUUAUCGCCCAAAUGCAUUGAUUCUCUUGAUGACAGAAUAAAUCGAUACAUAGGUGAUCUAAAUAUCAAGUGCACGGUGUCGCAGUUUAAAACGCACUGUCCACGUGCAACGAAGGUGUCAAAGGAGGCCAGUUCAGCACCAGGGUCUGGCACGUCGUCAAAAAUGAGUUUGCACGUGACUUCGCUCGCUGGCCUGGCGUGUUCAAUAAUGCUAUCAUUGCUAGUAUGAAACAACCAGAGUUAGCUCCCUUAUCCCUGGAUCCACGACGUCAGAAUACUGUGCUUACGGAAUACCGUCUUCCAUCACGGGUACAUGGCCCAUAAGUAUUUCAUCCUAGUAAUUGAGCUUUAUCAUUACACCGUAGCAUUUAUCUCAGCUUUAACGAAACAUGAACGAAUCGAGAAGAGAGCUCUUCCAUUCCAUUGAGAUCACUGACACUGGCAUUUAUAUAAUUCUACGAGGCAAUGCACAGUAACAAGAAAAGAUGCUAUGAAAAUGACUUAAUAAACUAUCUACGUUAUGAUACGUGUACGAUUUGUACGCACAAACCGGAUACAGAGGUUUCCAUCAGUUGUCAGAUGCCAGAAUCGAUCCUGCCCAAAUUGUCACAUUGUUAGGUUUUGGCCAAGUGUUAUUUUCCAGUUUCAAGUUGGAUAAGCUGUGUUUCUACCCCCCUCUCUCUUUCUCUGUACGUGACCCGCCAAAAAUAGUAUGAAUGCAUACUAGCAAUAAUUUAUUUAGUCUGGUUUGGUUAAAAGCCGAUGUUUGAAACUUUUGAAAUACAAAAUGUGAAUUUGGUUAAAAGUAAUGACCUUAUAAGCCAUAACAAAUUUAAGCUAAUAUAAGACAAUGACCAACAGCUAGUUAUACAUGUGUCGUAUGUCUGGAUUCAUGGCUUUGUGUAGAUAUAUAUUCUCCAGUGCAGAGUCCCAUGUCUACCUAUUAGAGAUUAGCGGGUAUAUUGGCCUUUAGUAAAUGCAAUAUAUCUGGAAUCAUAGCUACGACACAAGUACUUUUAGUAAGCUGUAUUUACAAGAGCUCCUUUCAUGUUGGGCAAUCAACGUUCUAAAAUCAAUGAUGAAAUCAUCGGCCCUGAACCUGUGUUUACGUUGUGUUUUGUGUUAACUUAUUGCAAUUACAUUCUCUGUACUUACUUCAAGGGCUUUGAUUUUAGUUAUUAGCCUACUUUAUUAGCCAAAGUUCGUGUCUAUGUCACGUAUUUCUAUUUGAUUUGUGCUAAAUGAAGUCCGAACUGCAGAUGGCAGACAAAACACUUCCUUUCAUCCUUAUAUUUUUGAUACUACUCGAAACAAGUUAGAGAACAAGCACAAGCCGGUGUGUCGCUAUCAAAUGAAGAGAUCAUGUGUUCUAUAACUUGUUUGAAGUGGUGUCUGUGUUCUUAGUCCUGUGUCUCGUUUUGGCUUAAUUAGUUAACUCCUACCGUUGUUCUGUUCAUAGGAUAACAUAUUUACAUCAAGCAUUGAUCUCGUAAGCAGUACAUGACAUACAAUUUUUACUGUCACUUUUUAUAUAUUUCGCAUUCACGAAGUCAUGAAAUGUUACGACGUCAUCUUCAUGAUCGUGAUUGCAAUUACCCCAUGUAAAUUAUCGUUCAUGCUGGUUUUAUAUGGUGACCCCUCGCUUUUUGUAUUUGUUCCGUAAAUGGCAAGACUAUCCAGAUCAUAUGAUAGAAUUGGUUUGGACCUAUUUUCUGAAUGGUGUUUCAAGCGAAUGUCUUUGACAGAAAUGGAGAAAUUCGAAGACCAGCGAUACAAUAUUACCCGUCAACACGAGAGAGUAACUAGUCUCGAUUAUCUCCAGCCAGGGAUUCCAAGUCAAAAGAGGGAUGGCAAUUUAAUGAAGGGAAUCACUGAAAGUCAGUCAUAACACCAGGUGUUCGUGAUGAUGAGCUUGCACUGCAUUCCUAAGAACAAGGAAUCGCUAAAACAAUACUUUAGUGUUGGUAAAUGCUUAGAUGUGUGUACUGGGUGCGCAAAGAAUACACAGUCCACGAGCAUCCUUGGUGCGAUAUCUUGUACACAAUGUAUUUGUCUGAUUUUCAACACAAUAAAUGAACGGUACGAAUUUUGUCCAGGUAAAACUAUGAGAGUGCUAUAUUCAAAAGAUAAGCCAUGUCUAUUUUAUGUAGCUUUUGGUGUUUGCUUUUUACGAUUAAAAUGUCAAUACAUAUUACUACAAUGUACAAAUUGUAGGUGACUAGUGGUUGUGCUUUGGCAGACAAAGGUCGGUGUCAAAUAUUGAAACGAGAAGGCGUGUUUGUGUAACACGCCCAGGUAUACCGGUUGUUGAUGUUUUACCUGUCUCUAGUUAGUUAUGUGUAUACUGCAUGGUUUCUAAUAAACGCCAGAAUACAACGGACACCCUUUUGGUAUUAAGAGACGUCUCUUUAGGUUGAAAAGAAACGCGACCAAAACAGUUUGUAAGAGAGGGUAUAACAUAGGACAUGCUUAGAAAAUCGGUAACAUCUCAGAAAUCUUAUUAUGAAUGACUCUCGUUUCCUGUGAUCCAAUAAAUCACGGGUCUAAUGUGUCGGUGAUGGCUCUUCCAGCCUCCAUGUCAUAAGUGGUCCCUAGCUUCAUGUCAUGACAUCAGAACCGGGUCUCCAAAACUCUAGGGAUAAGAGUGUCCGACAACAUACAUGUUGGGGCGUCUAUUAGGGGAAAUGCAGUAAUUUGUUUCUUAGAAUGAGCCUGUGUGAAUGUAAUGUCUUUUUUAUCUUUCAUCCUGCCGACGGAACAUUUACGUAUUUGUUUGUCGACCCUGUUUUAAUUACAGAAGACAAACCUUCUAAGAUGCAUUGAUGGUAAAUAUUGAAUGUAAGAAUCUUCGGAUUUCAGAUUGGGAUUACCGGAAGGCCUCGUUAUGUUAGUUAAAAUGACGUCAUGAUAGAUGUGACGAAGCUUUUAGUUUUCAUUUAUAGCAUUUGUUGAGACAGAAACAAUAAUUAUUAAAAUCGGUUAAGGGAUUAAGGUUACCUUUAUUUACUUUUGUAUUUGUACGCUUGACAGUCGAUAUUGACAUUAAUUUUGAUAUUUAAACUAUCUUAAUUCGGUCAGAAACACGUUUAUAGCUCGGAUGCCUCCUUAGUAUAUAUCUGAUUAAUAUUCUGCCAUCAACUCAAGUAAUUUCUACACAUUCCGUCGUGUAUGUCAAUUUUGUGCUGUGCAAAAGGUAACUGCAUACGUAUAUAGUUACAACAAGGCUUUUGUACAUAUCUACCACUGACAACUACAAUACGCUUAUUUGUGAGAUAUUAUGGGAAGUCUUUAGCUUGCUUAAAGUAUUAUGUCAGCCGAGCAGACAUUUACUUUGCCAGUAAAAUAUCUUUCAUGUCUUCUCGUAAUUUUAAUCUUCAUUGCAUUACAUGAAAUCAGAACGUCUUCAGCGCUGUCUUGGAUACAUAUUUUAGUGGUCAUUUUUAUUAUCUUACUUGUAUAAUACCCAUAUUAACCAAGAAUCUAAUACUUAUUUUCAAUAAAAUACACAAUACUCAGAACACGCGACAAAUAAUUAUGUUAUAGAGAAAGAAGAUAUUCAGUUGUAGUCCUUCAGUAAAGGUUUCGUUGAAAUAGGAAUGACUUUAUUAAUAAUGUCCGAACAUGUUCGUUUAUCUGACUUGCAACAGGAAUAUCGCCUACUGGGGAAUCAAAUAGAUACCAGCCUUAGGAUUCUUUCUGCUUCUCUGUUCAUUUUCCCAGAGUUCUAUGCUUACUGUUUUCGUAAUUUCAACAUUUUUAAUCCUUGUCCAUGUUAAGACGUAUGAAGCAUGAAAUGCUUGUUAUGUCUGUGUUAUUUGGACAGAAGGAUAAGCCUGAAGAUACAUGGCUACAAUCAGGCACCUCCAGUCCACAGGAGUUGUCACUCACCUAAACCUGUCUUCUUUUCUUCUGGUUUUGUACAGCUUGUUCGAGGUGACGGUGCUGGAUAAGUUUACUGCUAUAUAUUGUAGUUGUGCUAUUACAUGCUUUAACAUGACACCGAGUAAAGAAACUAAUAUUUUUUAUAAUGCGGUUUGUCAAUUUCAAGUGUGUUUCUUAAAAAGAACACCUCUGUGGUUUUAUCUUUGGCAUUUGUUUCAUACUGUAUAAACAUUUUGUAAGAGCACUGAACGUUAACCAUGUGAUAACUAAUUAUUUCUAACAAAAUCUAUUUUGUGCUGAUGUUGGCAUUGUUACAUAGCUCUGCGCAUCACAAUAAAAUGUGUACCUGUAA